Molecule: messenger RNA, 1161 nt
Organism: Akanthomyces muscarius
Lineage: Eukaryota; Fungi; Ascomycota; Sordariomycetes; Hypocreales; Cordycipitaceae
Exons: 3
Coding region: 1-1161 (386 amino acids)
Source: RefSeq, a predicted model, not a curated record
AUGGUUCCCUUUUCCUACGGCACCAGCCUCUACGCAGCUGCUACGGCCCUCGAGCUCGCCACAUUCUUCGUUCUCCUCGUCGUCUGCGUCUUGCAAUUCUGCUUUGUCCGACGCCAUGGCGACGCUGCCCGGACCUGGGUCAAAUGGGCCCGAUACUCGCUCGCCCUUUACACCUUCACCAUCUUUGUUCUAUGCGGCGACUCGCUCAUUGCGACCGUGUACGACCGCUUCGUCGACCGGCGCAUCGAAUUCUUCGCCUCGGAGGAGAGGGGCCUCACCCAGGCGCGCGGCUUCCUUGACAGCAUCUGGUGGCUGUGCGAGGCCGUCGUCCGCGUGCUCCUGCUCGUCACCCUCGCGGCGCUCGGCGCGGGCCUCGCCAUGGCACGCUCCGUCGGGGGCGCCGCAGCGCCGGCAGGAUGGACUCGAAUGCCGUCGCUGGCCGGGGCCGCCGGCGGGCUGACGCUGCUGCUCGCGGUGUCGCUAUUUGGCGUGCGCUGCUACUUUUGGGCGCACUACUACGAUUGGCAGCAGGAGAGGCAGGGGCUCGUGCAGGGUCGGGCGCCGCUAGGCAAGGUCGCAUUGGGCAAGCUCAACCGGGUGACGAUUGACAUGGACUUUGCGCUGAACUGCAUCUGGCUGGCCCUGUCGUUGCUGGUGCUGGGCUUGGCGGUCCGGACGCGAGCGCUGAGUCGCUCGGCGCCUCAUACCAAAACAGCUUCAAACUACUUCCUCACCUGCGCGGCUCUCUUUGUGGCGCAGCCUCUCUACAACAUCAUCAUCCUCAUCAUCUUCUACGUCAACACAUCCUACGUGCCGGGAGUGAUGGUCACCAUGGUCACCGACGUCGUCUUCCGCGUGUGGUCAUAUGUCCUGAUCCUGCUCAUCCUGUUUGUGCUGGGCCGCAAAAAGAUUGGCGGCGUGUGGUCGACGCAGCAGCCGUUCCAGACAAAGGACGCCGCGGCGGGCGAGACGGUGUACCAGACGCCGUGGGGCUACACGGUCACACACCAGACGGCACCGCAGCAAGUUCCUGUACAUGGUUCGCAGGCGCAGCUGAACAAUUAUUAUGCGCAGCCGCAGCAAGGCGCGCAGGAUGUUCAACAUCAAUAUCAGCAGAACCAAUAUCAGCAGCAGCAGCAGCAGCAGCCGCACUAUGGCUGA